AUGUCGUUUGAGCCCAGGAUUCGCUCCUUUGUAACGGCAGAUCCCGGUCUGCCACAUCCCAACCCUACAACAGCCUACUGGCAGCUGCCCAUUCACGACACGGUUGGAAAGAUACAGUCUCCCGUUCUUCCUGCCGAGACCGACAUUCUUGUUAUCGGUUCGGGUGUCACCAAGGCCCUAUUGGAAGACUCGUCAUCUUUUCCCGGCGCUCACGUCACUGUGCUUGAAGCCAGAACUCUGGUUUCUGGAGCUACAGGACGAAACGGUGGUCACUGUGUAUCCGCUGCGGGCCACAAGUUCUCAACCUGGGUGGCCGACUAUGGCGUGGAAGCAGCGAAGGACAUGGCCCGUUUCAGCCUGAAGAAUAUGGAGCGUGUGCAGGAGCUCGGCUCCGGUAUGUCAGCCAAGGUCCGCGAAAGAAGCGAGGUCCGGAGGGUCCAAAAGCUCUGUGUGUCCAACGACAAGGCCCUGUGGAAGCACUGCGCGGAGUCCGUGGCCAUGUUUGCCCGGGAGCUGCCGGAGCACAAGGACCACAACCGUAUCGUAGGCAAGGCCGAGCUCGAAGAGGAGUGGGGCCUCGUGGACGUCGUCGGCGGCUAUGCCCAGCCGGCCGGUGCGCUUUGGCCUUACCGUCUCUGCACCGAGAUCUUCGCUCAGCUGUUGGAGACGCAUUCCGGGCGUCUUGCCAUCGAGACCAUGACGCCGGCCACGUCCGUGAUGGACAACGGGGACGAUACCAGCCCCGGCUCCCAUCGCUACACCGUCUUUACACCGCGUGGGCCGAUCAAGGCCCGAUGCGUCGUGUACUGUACUAAUGCAUACUCAGGGCAUCUCCUCCCCCUCCUUCGCGGCAAGAUCUAUCCCUUCCGCGGACACAUGUCCACGCAGGCUGUUCCGGAGCGCUUCCCCUCCUGGGGUGCAAGUCGCACCUGGAGCCUCCUGCAGCCGCCGCAGGUCGACCUUGACAGCGGCAUGUACCACCACGGUCUCUACUAUCUGCAGCAGAACGCGAUCACAAAGGACAUCUUCGUCGGUGUGGAAAACCAGCGGAUGGACGAAUGUCUGUGCUCGGACGACUCGUUUGUGAGUGCAGCAUCGCUCCAGGAUCUUCCCACCAUUCUGCCACGGAUGUUCCGCGCCGUGCAUGAGGAGAGCAAGUCGGCAGAAAAGGGGUUCGAUAUGCCCAGGCUCAAGGCUAUCUGGUCUGGUGUCAUGGGCAUGACUGCCGAUGGGCUCCCCCUGGUCGGAAACCUUCCUGUCAGUGCAACGGGUCGGACAUCCCCGGGGGGGCAGGAAUGGAUCGCGGCCGGCUUCCAGGGCUACGGCAUGGACAAGUGCUGGCUCACAGGCGAGGCCCUUGUGGCCAUGAUGGCAGGAAGAGACGUCAGUUCCUGGUUUCCUUCUGCCUAUCUUAUCACGGAGGAGAGGUUGGCGAAACGGCUGGAUAUUAACAAUGUAACUGACGAGUACGUCCAAAUGGAGAAAAACACUCGCAAGGAUGGAGACCCAUCUGCGGACCGCUUUGCACAUAUCUAG
This is a messenger RNA of Grosmannia clavigera kw1407, 1536 nucleotides long. RefSeq names its product FAD dependent oxidoreductase superfamily. The transcript is spliced from 2 exons. Bases 1 to 1536 code for a protein of 511 amino acids. Gene Ontology annotation, cellular component: cytoplasm. Gene Ontology annotation, molecular function: oxidoreductase activity. Lineage: Eukaryota; Fungi; Ascomycota; Sordariomycetes; Ophiostomatales; Ophiostomataceae. The record is from RefSeq and is a predicted model, not a curated record.